CUGCAAGCCUCAAGGGGAUCUGGUCACAACUUCCCUGUCCUCCUGUAAUGCACAUGAGACACAGGUGAAGUGGAAAUGUAAGCGUUGGAGAGGAAAAAAAAAUAUCUGCAUACAGAAUAAUAUCUCUAAUAUUACCUUUCGAAAAUCCAUAAUUUACAAUGGUGCUACAUAAAAAAGUACAAUUCAGUAUUUUUAACAUAUCAAUUUUGCUUUCACUUUACAUUGUCCUCUGCAGCCUAUUUGUUGCUUAUCAAUAUUACCAGAAAGCACAUUUAAUUUAUGAAGAACAAGUAAGAUUCAAAAAGUCUACAACAAAUCCAGAAACUUUAGAAAGACAUGAAAAUGGAUUUCAGUGGAAUGAAGAUUCAAUUAAUAAAAUACUGCCAACUCCAUCAGCUUCCUCGUUGAGUUAUAUAAAUAUUGAGUCCUAUCCAUACAUCAUAAAUCAGCCCAAUAAAUGCAAGGAUGAAAGUCCCUUCUUAAUGUUUUUAAUAGAAACAACAGCCAGAGAAGUUGAAAACCGCAGAGCAAUAAGGGCCACAUUUGUAAAUACAACAGGGAUAAAUGGAACAUCUAUCAAAUAUUUGUUCCUGUUGGGUAAAGACAGUAAGCAGGAACCCAAUUCCAUUGCAGAAGAAAGUGAGAAGUACCAUGAUAUCAUCCAAAAGGACUUUCAAGAUACAUACAAAAACUUGACCAUUAAAACAUUGAUGGGAAUAGAAUGGGUCUCCAACUACUGCCCUAAAGCAAAAUAUGUCAUGAAGACCGACAGUGAUAUGUAUGUUAACACUGAACUUUUAUUAGAUUUAUUGGGUCCGGACCAACCUCAAAAACAAAACUAUUUUACAGGAUAUCUAAUGGAAAAUAACAAACCACACAGAAGCAUUCACAGUAAAUGGCACAUGCCUCAUUCCCUCUAUCCAGAUGAAUUUUAUCCUACCUUUUGCUCAGGGACAGGCUAUGUAUUCUCUGGGGAUGUAGCACCAAAGAUUUUAAGGUCAUCGUUUAAAGUAAACUAUGUUUAUCUAGAAGAUGUGUUUGUAGGAAUCUGCCUUGAUAGGGAAGGUAUUAAGAUAACAAAACCACCAAAAAAUAACUUGUUCCAUAAUUAUCGUGUUUCAUUCGAUCCAUGUGUGUAUAACAGAAUUAUUACCUCUCAUUAUAUGACACCGACUGACCUUAUCAAUUAUUGGAAAAUUGCACAGGAAAAUAAAGAGAAAUGUUUAAGCUCUAGAAAGUCAUAG
Messenger RNA from Bufo bufo (common toad), 1244 nucleotides. RefSeq names its product beta-1,3-galactosyltransferase 2-like. The record is from RefSeq and is a predicted model, not a curated record. The transcript is spliced from 2 exons. Gene Ontology annotation, cellular component: membrane. The coding region runs from base 159 to 1244 and encodes 361 amino acids. Gene Ontology annotation, molecular function: N-acetyl-beta-D-glucosaminide beta-(1,3)-galactosyltransferase activity. Lineage: Eukaryota; Metazoa; Chordata; Amphibia; Anura; Bufonidae.